AUGUUGUAUGUGCUCUUGAUUCUUUUUGUCGGUUUUUUAGAUGGAGCAUUUGGAUUCAAUCUUGGAUAUUCACCUACGUUCUAUGGGCAUGGGGAAAAAGUCGAUCUAUUAGUAAACAAGAUUGAAAGUGAUCAUACUCAAUUACCUUAUGGAUACUACGAUUUACCCUUCGUUUGCCCGAAUUCUGAUGCAAAGAAACGUGUGCAUUUGUCUUUUGGCGAAAUUUUAAAAGGAGAAAGAUAUCUAAACAGCAACUAUGAACUAGAAUUUGGGAUCGACAGACCCUGUGUCAGGUUAUGUGACCUGAUUGUCAAGGGAAAAUCUUUAAAAAUGGCUGACUCCUUGAUAAAAAAUGGUUACGUUGUGCACUGGUCAUUAGAUGGCUUGCCUGGAGCUACAACUUUUGUAUCGGGUAAGAAUAAGUACUAUGCCGCAGGGUUUCCUAUGGGAUUCGUAAAAGAUGAAAUAUCUUAUAUAUACAAUCACGUCAUGUUAGUGAUACGAUAUCACAGAGACAAGUCUAACUCAAAUUUAAAUACAAUCGUUGGUUUUGAAGUAUACCCUAAAAGUGUUAUCAACGAAGAGUGCCCUGGGUCUUCCAAGAGCUACAAAAAUUUUCCUUUGACGGUUAAAAAGACUAAAGAUGUCGAUCUUACUAAUCAAAAAGUAGUCAUUCCAUAUACUUAUGCGGUGUAUUGGCGGGAAGACAAAUCAGUUGAUUAUGAAUCUCGAUGGGAUCUUUACUAUGAGAACGAAAUGAACAAACCAAACCAGCAGAUACAUUGGUUUGCAAUUACAAAUGCAUUUGUAUUAUUUUUCUUAGUUUCACUAAUCGUCGCUGUGGUCUUAAUGAAAUCUUUGAAGAAAGAUAUACGAAGAUCGACUCCUCCACUUCCUAUUAAUAAUAUGAAUAGCAACCUUUCAUGGAAAGAAUUACUAGAGCGAGUUUUUGAUAGGCCCCUGUUUUCGACAAUAAUGUCUAUUUUAGUUGCGAGUGGUAUUCAAGUCUUGGUAUCAGCAGUCGGUGUACUUCUUAUUUUCGUUAUCAACACAAAGUUUAGUCUGGGUGGUUCCUCAUCUAUCUCAUUCUUCAAUAAUCACCAAGGAACCCUUUUUUCUUUUCUGUUGUUCCACUUGAUUAUCUCAGGCAUCUUAUCGUCUUAUUUUGGAUUGAUACUUCACAAAUUAUUCAACAACGUGUACUUGAAUUCGGAAUAUAAUUCAAAAAAAUGCGCAGUACUUUCCAUCUUUUUCAGUGGCUUCCUUCCAGCAUUUGUUUUGUCUGUUACCUUACUUUUAAACUUCUUUCUCUGGGCAAAGAGGUCUUCUAAUGCUCUUCCUUUUGGAACUAUAAUAGUACUUAUAUUUCUAUUGGGUGUGGAAAUACCUUUAGGAAUAAUUGGAGGUAGUCUUGGAAAUAAGAAAAAGUUUGGCGCGAAAUCAUUUCUAUUAACUACAUCAAGAAGUGAGUCUCGAUCAGAGCCCAAAAAAUCGAAAAAGAGAACAACAAUCUUAUUGCGUCCUUUUUGGAGUAUCGCUGUUUUUGGACUUAUUCCUUUUGUUGUCGUUUAUGUUGAGCUUUUGUUUAUCUUGAAUACGGUGUGGCUCGAGAAAACUACAUUCUAUUUCAUGUAUGGAUUUUUAUUGUUGACAACAAUUAUCUUGCUUCUAAUAAUUUGUGAGUCAGCAGUGGUAGCAGCGUACCUAUGUUUGGCCGUUGACAAUAACCCAAGAUGGCACUGGCUCUGCUUUAGAGUUGGUUCAAGUAUUGGAUAUUACAUAUAUGGAUAUUCCAUUUAUUAUUUUCUUUGUUAUCUACAUGUGAGAGAUGCUGUCAGUACAAUUUUGUACUUCUCUUAUAUGGCUCUAGCAUGUAUAGUAGUCGGAUUAGGUGGCGGAGCUGUUAGUAUCAUUUGUGGCUUAUUAUUUAUUAAGAGAAUUUAUGGACUUGUCAAAGAGGAUUAG
Messenger RNA from Priceomyces carsonii, 1965 nucleotides. RefSeq lists its product as uncharacterized. NCBI's taxonomy places the organism in Eukaryota, Fungi, Ascomycota, Pichiomycetes, Serinales, Debaryomycetaceae. The transcript has a single exon. The record is from RefSeq and is a predicted model, not a curated record. Gene Ontology annotation, biological process: vacuolar transport; protein localization to membrane. The coding region runs from base 1 to 1965 and encodes 654 amino acids. Gene Ontology annotation, cellular component: membrane; Golgi apparatus.